AUGCCUCUCGGAAUCUUGACCACCGAUUCGCCUAGCCCAUACUCGCGAAGUCAUUCAUUGCGUGUAGCAAGAGGCAAAAGUUGGGUAAAGGCCCUGACGACAUCAGCAACGGUCAAGCUGAAUAGGACCGAUACCGACUUUGGACUCGACUACCUGGAUCCACUACCGGACGAGAAGGAUGAUAGCGAGGACGUGUGGAAGGCUUUAGAUGACAUAGCUGCUUUUCGUCUCAGUCUGGGAAAUGAUGAUGAGAUAUCAAGGCACUCUCUCGAUCUGCCUAGGUUCUCUCUAUGUCAAGACGAUUUUAACAUCGGAGAGCCAGAGACACCCUUGGCAUCAACGUCCCGACCAUUUCACAAGUGGAUGAAAAACUUACACAGGCGAGCACACCGUUCCAGUGCUAGCAGCAAUACUACGGUGCCUUUCCUAGAAUACAUAUCUACUGAAGGCCCCACGCGAAUCGAUGGUCACAGGAAAUCUUCAUCAGGUUCCUCUUCUUUUGGAUUUGUUGCCGCUGUGAAAAGCGCCACUGUGAGUCUAGCUAGUGCAAGUGUGAUAACUCGUCAACAAAGACGCGCGGCGCGAUCUUCCGUCCAUACGAGGACGGACCUGAGCAGCCGGGGCUCCGUUUCAGCCCAAAGAAUGUCUGAAGACAGCACUUAUUUUGAAAGAAGUUCGCAAGUAGACCCAGCUGUCACAGAACGUCUACUCCAGAGGCGACGGAUACUUGAAGAGCUCAUUACAACAGAGGAAAGUUACAUUGGUGACAUUAGAUUCCUCAUGAACGUCUAUGUUACCAUCUUGGCUUCUUUACCGACGCUCCAGCACGGUCUUCGAUCCUCGAUCAAUCAGAACUUAACAGACAUAAUUGAACUCCACGAAGAAAUUCUUGGUGAGCUUCAUCGUAUUGUCCCUGAUUCGGAGUAUACGCAACCCGAAUACAUUGCGGUAGAACCAAGUCCAAAGCCAAGCCAAGAACACUACCGUUGGCAUAGCCUCGACUCUGUCCCCGAAGAAAGAGGCGGGCGGUCAUGGUUACAUAGCGUCCCUAGCGUGAUCGCUGAACCGAAUGUUGCAGCUGAGGUUGCCCAAAUAUUUGGGAAGAAGAUAAACCGUUUCCUCAUUUAUGAAGAAUAUGGAGCAAGGUACGAGCUGAUGAUUCGAGACGUUGCGUCUACUCAUCGUAUCCUCCCACACUGGGAAAAUUACCAGAAAGGCAUCGAGGCGUUAGCCGCUUCACUCAACGCCCCGAAUGGUCAUCUAGGUCACUCUAGAAAGUCUCUGACCAUCGGUGACCUACUAGUCAAACCAAUACAACGAAUCUGCAGAUACCCUCUUCUCUUUUCUGAGCUUCUGAAAUACACGCCAGUUUGCGACUGCCCCAUCUCUCAUAUGGAAAUUGAGAGCGUGCUCAUCAGGCUUCGCGAAACUACGGCCGAAAUCAACCGGGCCACGGAUGACCCCGGAGUCAAAGCCUCGCUGGAACAAACCUGGCUGCUCCAAGAUCGUCUCGUAUUUCCCAACCAAAGAUUGUCUGCCGCAUCCAAGAGUAAGAUUCGUUCGCUCGGACAGAUACGCCUUUGUGGAGCUUUACACGUCUGCUGGCAAACCAGGGAGGGCGUGACAGGCCAGUAUAUGGCUUCACUUCUCUACAGAGACUACCUGUGUCUUGCCACCGUGGGUAAAGGAGAUCAAGUCUACACCAUUCAGGCUUGUAUCGGUUUAGAUAGAAUCAGAGUUGAAGAAGCAGACAAUGGCAGGGGCUUGCAAUGCCAUACGGCACCUUUUUCUUGGAAACUUGUAUUCGAGUGUGAUCACCAACUAUAUGAGAUGAUCAUGACAGCUUGUUCGCCGAAGGAAGAGAUGGAAUGGCGCAUACGUCUCUCGGAUGUAAAGCGACCCGCAUCCCAUGAACAGCCAUCCUCGGCAUUCUACAGUUCAAAUUCUCUCCAUAUCAAAAGCCUUGGGACAGUGUUUAGAAAACCUGGGUCAGUAGCUCGUCGCCUCUCUAUCCAUCGGGCCACGACCAUCGGACCCAAGUCUCCGCUGUGUCAAGUUAUACUUAAGAACACAAGUACCGUCAAAGAUGUCACGCCCAUAAACCUACCAUCAUCAAUCAAUCGCUCACAGUCCCUGCUCACGACGAAUUCCCGAAUACCGGUUCUUGCUCCGUCUCGGGCUGAAAGGGCCCACCUUGAAGCAUCAUUAGCGGAUGUUUGGAGCCGCAACAUUUUGCCGUAUCCGGGCAUUACCUCGCGAUUGAAGAAUGAACAUCGUGUACGAAGUUCAGCAUCAAUAAUGAUGCGAAAACUCAGCGCCGCCAGUAUCACCAAUCCAUUUGCCAAGCGCUCUGGAAGCACUGUCAACUUACUGCCUACGGAAGAUAGCGAGCAGAUGCCUCAUGUGAAUAAGUUCCUUGACUCCCUUGUCAGUGUGAAUUGCGAUACCUUGACGUCUUCUAGAACCGAGGUGAUAGAAGGCAGCCCGUUACAACGCUUACCAAUUAUCCGCGAUGAGAUAGAAAGGUCAAGUAGUGGCAGUACUAGUGCUAGUUCCCAGAUAGCUGACGGCACCAACUCAGAAGGCACUGUGCGCCGAUUAGACGCGGCUAAAGUGGGGGCGACAUGGAGCGAUGAGAAUGAAUCAGGCACCUCGUCUCUUCGAACACCGUCGGCACAGGGCCACCGUGCAGAAACGACGCCGUCGUCGGCUAGAUCUUCGAUGUGUUCCUGCUCGGUGGAAGCAGGCAAGUCGUACGGCGGAUCACAAAAGGGCGGCCCUGCAGCAGGUUAUAUGAGCACUGCAAGAUCUAGCAGCAGGUGGGCCCGAGUCGGCAUCAUCAACAGAAGUCUCCAAGCCCUAGGAAACCGCAGCUUCUUCCAUUAG
Molecule: messenger RNA, 2886 nt
Organism: Xylaria bambusicola
Lineage: Eukaryota; Fungi; Ascomycota; Sordariomycetes; Xylariales; Xylariaceae
Exons: 7
Coding region: 1-2886 (961 amino acids)
Biological process (GO): regulation of GTPase activity
Cellular component (GO): cytoplasm
Molecular function (GO): guanyl-nucleotide exchange factor activity
Source: RefSeq, a predicted model, not a curated record